AUGGGUGCUCUCAAAUACGUUGAAGAACUUCAAAAGAAGAAGCAAUCCGAUGUCCUGCGAUUCCUUCUCCGAGUCCGCUGCUGGGAGCUUCGACAAUUGAAUGUCAUCCACCGCGCUUCUCGCCCUUCCAGACCAGACAAGGCCCGCCGUCUUGGGUACAAGGCCAAGCAGGGCUACGUUAUCUACCGUGUCCGUGUCCGACGUGGUGGCCGCAAGCGACCAGUGCCAAAGGGUGCCACCUACGGCAAGCCAACCAACCAGGGUGUGAACCAACUCAAGUAUCAACGUUCACUCCGUUCAACCGCUGAAGAGCGAGUUGGUCGCCGUGCAUCCAACCUACGCGUCCUCAACUCCUACUGGAUCAACCAAGAUUCAACCUACAAAUAUUUCGAAGUCAUUCUAGUCGAUCCUCAGCACAAAGCCAUUCGUCGUGAUCCUCGCAUCAACUGGAUUGUCAACCCUGUCCACAAGCAUCGCGAAUCCCGUGGCCUCACAGCGACCGGCAAGAAAUCUCGUGGUUUGGGCAAAGGACACGGCUACAACAAGACCACUGCUGGGCGAAGAAAGACCUGGAAGCGACACAACACCCUGUCCCUGUGGAGAUACAGAUAG
Messenger RNA from Exophiala aquamarina CBS 119918, 612 nucleotides. RefSeq names its product 60S ribosomal protein L15. Gene Ontology annotation, cellular component: cytosolic large ribosomal subunit; ribosome. The transcript has 4 exons. NCBI's taxonomy places the organism in Eukaryota, Fungi, Ascomycota, Eurotiomycetes, Chaetothyriales, Herpotrichiellaceae. Gene Ontology annotation, biological process: cytoplasmic translation. Bases 1 to 612 code for a protein of 203 amino acids. Gene Ontology annotation, molecular function: structural constituent of ribosome; RNA binding. The record is from RefSeq and is a predicted model, not a curated record.